AUGAGAAGAAAGUGCAGGAUUUGGUGGCCAAAGCAGCUUUCAAAUGAACCAUUCUCAAAUAAUUGCUUCUUGUUUGGUUGGGUUGUUUCUUGCUCUUCCGUAUCAGUGGAUGUUGUGGUAGCUUUUGGGUGCAGCAAAGUACCACUGUCCAAUUGCCAAUCUGGUAUUCAAGGAAUCAUCGACGAUACAAAUGGGAGGAUGCCUAUGUCGCUACAGGAAAAAUCACGCUUCUGCCUGCUGGGUCAUUGCACUACGCCCCUGAAUAUUAAUGGUGAAGGUCUUAAAGUUGGAUCAAAAGUUGAUGGUGAGAUAGGGUCCUCUUCUGACAUUCCUGUGGCAGGAAAAAGACGACUUACAGUUAGCCAUCCCGCCAAAGAGAGUGUUUGUGAGUGCAAUCAACUUGAUGGAUUUAUUCAACAACAUUGGAAGAAUGGUGUGGAAGGAGGCCAUUGGAUCCAUUUGAUGCACAAGCCCCAUGAACAAUUCGGUAGAGAUGUCAACUGGGUUCCUCAGUUGCAUCAUGUUCAUUGGAAUGGACAAGUAGUAGUUCAAUGUGAUGUUCACGUGAUAUUAUAUGAGAUUCCAGUAUAUGGCAAACAACACCUUGCAAUGAAUUUCUGGAGAUCCUUUAAACAAGUGGAGGCUCCUUUAAGGAAACCUCAGUGGUUGGAUGAGCUUCGAACAUUCCAGCCAGAGUUGGACAUGGAUGCACUCAUUUUGGCGAUGAACAGUACUUCUGCCGCUGGAAUGGUUCUUGGGAGAUACAUCGGGGCUAACGGAUCUUGCACCAGCUAUCACAUCAUGAGCAUGUGUCUUGGUUUAGUAUGGCAAGCCCUGGCUUUAUUCUUGGCAUUGCUUUCCACUAUAAUGUAUAUCAUUCUUCAGUUGAUCCGUAACCUCUCUUGGUCUGGAUUUGGACGAUGGAUCUGCACCAGAUCUGCAAAGCUUGCUCCCACUAUGUCAAAAAAUGUGCGCAUUCGUUGCAGUCAGAUGAUUUACUGGCCAAUUUUUCUGGAAGAUAAUAGCAUUAGGUCACGAGCAUGUGUGGAGUACGCAGAAAAAGCUGCACUGCACAGGCAUUCUAUGUGGACUGGUUUAUUAGUUGAUCUUCUAUUCGGAAACUUGAUUGGCUUAGUGCUCUUCUCUCAUGCAGAAUCUGUGUGCUUGUGGGUUUCACUCUUUGCCAAGGGCACUACAAAUGAGAUAUUGCGAUCUGGUUGUGUGUGGUUGAUGGGAGUACCAGCUGGCUUUAAGUUGAACACGGAGCUAGCUGGAAUUCUUGGCAUGGUUUCCUUAAAUGCGAUACAAAUAUGGUCUACGCUCUGGGUCUUCAUCGGUUUCCUCAUAAUUUAUUUCAUUAAAGGACUUGCUCUGCUUGGAAUUCUUUUUGGGCUAACUAUACCUGCUGCGUUGGCUAUUGAUAUUGUUGGGUUGGCCACUGCGCAUGUUUCCGUCCUUCACAGUGGGGUAUCAAUUUUAUACUCGAGUCAGAUAGAGGCACUAGGUGCAAUCUGGCGUCUCUUCAGGGGUAGAAAAAAGAAUCCACUUCGCAAGAGGUUAGAUAGUUAUGACUACACAGUGAAGCAACAUGUUGUUGGAUCCCUUCUGUUCACUCCACUUCUUCUGUUACUACCAACUACAUCUGUCUUCUAUAUUUUCUUCACCAUAUUAAAGAUGGGCAUUACCACGAUCUGUACGAUGAUUGAUGUGGCUAUCUUGAUGAUCCAUGGCACACCUUAUCUUGAAAUUUUCCUUUGGCUAUCCAGACGGGGAAGAUUCCCUUGUGGCGUUUGGUUUGAAAUUACACCUUGUAGUAGUGAUUCACAGGGAUUUUCAUCUCCAAACGAAGUCGAUUCACGGUCCAAGCAGGGGGAAGAUAUGAGGACGUCAAGUCUUAUUGUCUCGGUUCUUCACAGCAACUAUUUGAGCAUAGGAGACUUGGUCUUGCCUCACUACAGGGAAGUUUUCUCUGGGGUUUCUAGGUUUCUCACUGCAUCGUCCUAUGGAGCUCUGACUGGUAAAAGGACACACUCCAGACUGGACUCUAAACUCCCAUCAAUUCUGCCGUGGGUGUCCAUGCCAAGCAGAGAUUACUGGCUCCUCUGCUACAAUUCAGUGAUGCAAUGCUCGCCAGAACAUUGGAGGAUGCAAAGAUAG
This is a messenger RNA of Linum trigynum, 2157 nucleotides long. The record is from the annotation of a GenBank genome assembly. NCBI's taxonomy places the organism in Eukaryota, Viridiplantae, Streptophyta, Magnoliopsida, Malpighiales, Linaceae.